This is a messenger RNA of Etheostoma spectabile (orangethroat darter), 20223 nucleotides long. RefSeq names its product obscurin, cytoskeletal calmodulin and titin-interacting RhoGEF b (gene obscnb). Gene Ontology annotation, molecular function: guanyl-nucleotide exchange factor activity; protein binding. The record is from RefSeq and is a predicted model, not a curated record. NCBI's taxonomy places the organism in Eukaryota, Metazoa, Chordata, Actinopteri, Perciformes, Percidae. The coding region runs from base 287 to 18754 and encodes 6155 amino acids. The transcript has 80 exons.
AGCUAUUUGGCAUCAUUGAGGUACCGGAGAAGAAAGAAAGAAAAUUAGUCUAGUCAACCGCCCACCGCAGUAGACUGGGGGUGAUGUUCCACCAUUCUGGAUUUACAACCAUUUCAAGGAUAUUUGUGCACAGAGAAGACAUUUUUGGUGGGACUUCUAUACACUGAUACUGGAGUAAUUUUAGGCUAUCCGGAAAUCUUGACGGCCAACUGACGUUUUAGCCCACAUGAUUCAGCGCCUGUUUUACCUGUGUGGCUGAAGACUCAAGGAGAAAAAAUAACAAACAAUGGAUCAAAACUUGUUCGGUGGAGUCCCCAGGUUUCUUACCCGCCCAAAGGCAUUCUCAGUGUGUGCAGGCAAGGAUGCCACACUCAGCUGCACUAUUGUGGGCAGCCCAACUCCACUGAUCACCUGGGAAAAGGAUAAACUUAAGCUGAAAUCUGGGGGACGAUUCAAGACCGUGGAGGAUGGAAAUGUGUACCGCCUAACCAUCUAUGAAUUAACACUGGAGGACAGUGGCCAAUUCAUGUGCCGGGCCAAAAACAGCAUUGGGGAAGCCUAUGCUGCUGUUACCCUCAAAGUGGCCCUGCCCUCAGAGAUGGCUCAGAGGGCCCCUGUUUUCAUAGUUAAGCCCACCUCUACACGUGUAGGUUUGGGAGGUGAUGUUGUUUUCCACUGCCGGGUUGCAGCUUACCCCGAGGCCAACUUUGAUUGGGAGAAAGAUGGGCGCUACAUGGGGGAGACUAACCGUAUCAAGAUUGUUUCCGACAGUGACAGCAGCACCUUAAAGAUACAAAGUGUGCGGAACCUUGACAGCGGUACCUACACGUGCAGGGCCCAGAACACCGUUGGCCGUUCUCACGCUGCAGCAGCUCUUGUUGUAGAGGCCCAGGAUUCCCACCACUUGGCUGCAGACAAGAACACCUCCCUCCUUUCUCACCUACAAAAGCGCAAGGAGGAAAUGAAGAAGGACAUUUCUAUCUAUCGCACUGAAGAAAGCAGAUCCUCUCUUUCUUCCUCCUCCACAACCAACAUUACAGAUGGUUUGAAUUCCCAGAGUCUGGAAUAUGAGCUGAGGGCAUCUGCGCUGGCAAAGCUGCCCAAAGGUGUGUUUACCCGUACCUGCACAGUGACUGAAGGCAAACAUGCCAAACUUAGCUGCUUUGUGACAGGUCACCCUAAGCCCCACAUUAUCUGGAGGAAGGAUGGAACAAACAUCAGCGAGGGCCGCAGGCAUGUCAUUUAUGAGGACCAAGCUGAAAACUUCAUCCUUAAGAUCCUGUAUUGCAAGCAGAGUGAUAAUGGUCUCUACACCUGCAAUGCAACCAAUAUGGCUGGGCAGACCUACAGUGCUGUUUUGGUAACGGUCAAAGAGCCUAAGGUGCCAUUCAGAAGGAAGCUGCAGGAUGUGGAGGUACAAGAGAAAACAUCAGCCACCCUGAUGUGUGAGGUUCCUGUUAGUUCCACCCUGGCCAACUGGUUCAUGGAGGAAACACGGCUGGAGCAAAACACCAAAUAUUACAUGGAACAGGAAGGCACCCUGCGUCGUCUCACCAUACAUAAUGUCACAACCAACGACGAUGGUGUCUAUAUCUGCGAGAUGAAAGAGGGCAGUCGCACUGUGGCUGAGCUUACUGUCCUAGGCAACAUUACUAAGAAGCUUCCCCGGAGGACAGUAGUUCCUGUCAGUGACACUGUCAUCUUCUGUGUGGAGCUGGAGCAUCCCUUCCCGGAUGUUUACUGGACCCGCAAUGGCGAGAAGCUGAAGGAAGAUUCCCGUAUUUCGAUUGGCUGCGUGCUCAGACAGUACACACUCACAAUUAGAGAUUGCCAGACAGAUGACUCAGGAGAAGUGGCCUUUGUGGCUGGAGACUGCAAGACUUCCACUCGAUUCUCUGUCACUGCCGCAAGGAAGCAUCCUCCCGAUCCCCCAGUCGAUGCUGUGGUGAAGAACAAGACUGACUCAUCCAUCACCAUUCAGUGGUCCCCUCCUGACAGCGACCGCCCUGUGCCCAUCCAGGGCUACAUUGUGGAGAGAAGGAAGAUUGGCACUCAGACUUGGCAGAGGUGCAAUGCUGAAGUAACCAUAGUUUCAACAGAGAUCACUGUCUGCAGCUUCACAGAAGAAUCCACAUACCAGUUCCGUAUCUCUGCUAUGAAUGCCUUUGGCCAGAGUCCCUACCUAGAGGUGCCUGGAAGCUACUACCUCGAACCCAGAGCUGAAAUCAGGAAAGGCCUAAUGAACAGUGCUGCAAUCGCUGGUGAGGAGUUCUCUAUCUCCGUGGAGCUGUCUGCUGUUUGUUCUGGCUUCUGGUCUCUAAACGGCCACCUUCUGCGCAGUGGAGCCGACUACCUCAUCACCAGAUCCAAGAGCACACACACUCUGCUCAUUCGUGUAGUGACCAUGGAAAUGAACGGAGCUGAGGUCAAGUUUGUGGGUGGAGGCUCGCAAAGUAGUUGCAUUCUCUCUGUCAAGGCUCCUUCUGUUAGGUUCACCAACAAAUCAGAUCUGCCUGAGGUGGUGAUCUGCAGUGCCCAAGCCACUGCUCAGCUGACUGCUGAGGUGUCUGAUUACAAUGCACAGGUGGUGUGGAUGAGGAGUGGGCGGGAGGUGAAAAUAGGAAAGAAGUAUGAACAUAUGAUCAUUGACCGCAAGAGGAUCCUUAUUGUACACAAUGUUACAGAGGAAGAUGUGGGCAUCUACGAGUGUGUUUUAGGUGAUGACAGAAUGUCCCUGCAACUCACUCUUAAAGAUGAACCUGCCAAGUUUCUAAACAAAGCCAGAGGUACCAUGGGAAUGUCAUCUUCCCUUAAAGGAGAUCUUGAGCUGAGCUGUGAAGUAUCUCCUGCCAGCGCAGUCGUUGUGUGGAGAAGAGAUCAAGUGGAGAUCACUUCGGAUGAAAGAACUGCCUUCAUCUCCAAAGGGACUCAAAGGAAACUCAUCAUCAAGAAUGCCAAGAAAAGUGACGAAGGACAUUAUUCCUGUGAGACAGCAGCAGACAAAGUCACAUUUCAGGUCAAGAUAAAAGAAACUCAGGCCGUUGCUGCCUUCUCCAAUAAGGAGUCAGUCCAGAAGGAGGUGAAAGCUACUCUCUCCCAGAAAGCCAUUCUUAGUUGCAAUGUUUCAGAUAGCAAGACAGAGGUGAAAUGGUACAAAGAUGGAAAGUUGUUGAUAUCCAGUAGGACAACAUACUCAGAAGUAAAAGACAAUACUCGUCAGCUGGUGAUUGAAAGAGUGGAGAAGAGCGAUGCUGGAGAGUAUACAUGCGAAGCCGGAGGGGAUAAGCUGGUCUUCAAGAUAUUUGUGUCAGAGGACCAGUCAGCUUUCUUCAACAAGGAAUCCGUCCAGAGGGAGGUAAAAGCCACUCUCUCCCAGAAGGCCACUCUGAGUUGUGAGGUUACUGAUACAAAGACAGAUGUGAAAUGGUACAAGGAUGGCAAACUGCUGACUCCUAGCAAGACAAUCCAUACUGAGUCCAAAGGCAAGAGUCGUCAGCUGGUGAUAGAAAGCUUAGAGAAAAAGGAUGCUGGAGAAUACAUCUGUGAGGCUGGGAAUGAGAAGUUGGCUUUCACUAUGCAUGUGGCAGAGGCCCAGUCAGCCUUUUCCAAAAAGGAGUCAGUCCAGAGGGAGGUGAAAGCCACUCUCUCCAAGAAAGCCACUAUGAGCUGUGACGUUUCGGAUUCCAAGACAGAGGUGAAAUGGUACAAGGAUGGCAAGCUACUGACUUCCAGUAAGACAAUACACACAGAGUCUAAGGGUAAAAGUCGCCAGCUGGUGAUAGACAGCGUGGAGAAGAAGGAUGUUGGAGAAUACAUCUGUGAGGCUGGGACUGAGAAGCUGGUCUUCAAACUCCAAGUGGCAGACACGCAGGUCCAGUCUGCAGUCUCUAACAAGGUGUCUGUCCAGAAGGAGGUAAAAGCUACUCUCUCCCAGAAAGCCACUCUGAGCUGGGAGAUAUCUGAUACCAAGACAGAGGUGAAAUGGUACAAGGAUGGCAAACUGCUGGGCAUCAGUAAGGCCAUCCAUACAGAGUCAAAGGGCAAGAGUUGUCAGCUGGUGAUCGACAGUGUGGACAAGAAGGAUGCUGGAGAAUACAUAUGUGAGGCUGGAACAGAGAAGCAGGUCUUUAAAAUACUUGUGGAAGAUACUUCUACAGAAGUCCAGGCUAAAUCCGCUUUCCUCAACAAAGAGUCUGUCCAGAGGGAUGUGAAAUCUAUUCUCUCCCAGAAAGCCAUCCUGAGCUGUGAGGUAGUUGACAACAAGACAGAGGUAAAAUGGUACAAGGAUGGCAAACUGCUGAGUCCCAGCAGAGCAGUUCACAUGGAAUCAAAGGGCAAGAUUCGUCAACUGGUGAUUGACAGCGUAGAGAAGAAAGAUGCAGGAGAAUACAUCUGUGAAGUUGGAACUGAAAAACUGGCAUUUAAAGUACAUGUGACAGAGAUCCAACCCAAGUCAGUAUUCUCCAACAUGGAAUCAGUCCAGAAGGAGGUGAAAGCCGCUUUCUCCCAGAAAGCCACUCUGAAUUGUGAGGUAGCUGAUACCAAAACAGUGGUAAAAUGGUACAAAGAUGGCACACUGCUGACUUCCAGUAAGACGAUCCAUGUAGAGUCGAAAGGCAAGAGUCGUCAGCUGGUGAUUGACAGUGUGGAAAAGAAGGAUGCUGGAAAAUACAUCUGUGAGGCUGGGACUGAGACGUUAUCUUUUAUGAUACGUGUGGCAGAAGCCCCAGGUGUCUUUUCUAACAAGGAGUCAGUCCAGAAGGAGGUGAAAGCCAUUCUCUCCCAGAAAGCCACUCUGAGCUGUGAGGUAGCUGAUACCAAAACAGAGGUGAAAUGGUACAAAGAUGGCAAACUGCUGACUUCCAGUAAGACAAUCCAUGUAGAGUCAAAAGGCAAGAGUCGUCAGCUGGUGAUUGACAAUGUGGAAAAGAAGGAUGCUGGAGAAUACAUCUGUGAGGCUGGGACUGAGACGUUAUCUUUUAAGAUGCAUGUGGCAGAAGCCCCAGCUGUCUUCUCUAACAAGGAGUCAGUCCAGAAGGAGGUAAAAGCCAUUCUCUCCCAGAAAGCCACUCUGAGCUGUGAGGUUUCCGAUUCCAAGACAGAGGUGAAAUGGUACAAGGAUGGCAAGCUGCUGACUUUCAGCAAAGCAGUCCACAUGGAGUCAAAAGGCAAAAAUCGUGAGCUGGUGAUAGAAAAAAUGGAGAAAAAAGAUGCUGGAGAAUACACAUGUGAGGCUGGAACCGAAAAGCUGUUAUUUAAGCUGCAGAUGAAAGAGGCAGCUGUCAAGUUCCAGAAUAAACUUGUCAAGGACACAUGCAUUGUUCAAGCAAGUGAAAAAGUUGUUUUGACCACCGAGCUGACUACCGAGAGCGGUAGUGUGAAGUGGUUUAGAGAUGGUGUGGAGCUCAAGGAGGGCAGCAAGUAUGAAAUGAAAAAAGAUGGCCUUUCUCGUACCCUGAUAGUAAAAUCCACCGAAUCCAAAGACAGUGGAACAUACUCCUGUCAAACUGCUGAUGACAAACUGGAGUUCAAUGUUCAAGUUAAAGAUUCGGCUUUGAAGUUUGUUGUCCCUUUGAAACCUACUACAGUGGAGUUGGAAGGUACACUUAGCCUGAUGUGUGAACUAAAUCAAACUUUAGGGGAUGUUGUCUGGCAUCAUGAUGGCCGUGAGAUCAAACCUGGAGGCAGGCACUGUGUCAGGACAGAUGGUGCUAAGCGGGUUCUCACUGUGACGGGAAUGACUAAAGAAGAUGAAGGAGAAUACAGCUGUGAAUGUAGAAAUGACAAGACCUCUGCUAAAAUCACCUCAAAAGCACCCAGACUGGUGAGGCUAACCACCAAACUGAACAAUGUGGCUGCAAUGGAGGGAAAAGACGCCAUUUUCAAGUGCGCUGUCAACCCAGCGGAAGCCUAUGUUAAGUGGUUCCACAACAAUCUACCCGUGACUGCUGGGCCCAAGUAUAAGAUUGAGCAUGGUGGCAGCAGUUACUCACUCACCAUCACUUCUGUCACCCAGAAAGAUGCUGGAGAGAUAAGUGUCGAUGCAGAAGGCAAAAGCUGCAAAGCUACUCUACAAGUGCAGCAUGAACCUGUGACAUUUAAGAAGAAGCUAGAAAACCUGACAGUGGAGGAGCAGAGUGAAGUGAAGCUGGAGGUGGAGCUCAGUAAGCCAUCUGGAGAAGUGAAGUGGAUGAAGAACAGCAUAGUGCUGCAGCCUGUAGGAAACAUGGAGAUUCGGGUAGACGGAGCUAAGCAGGCUCUGAUCUUUAAGAGUGUGACUCAUGCUGACCGGGGCAUCUACUCCUGUGAAUCUCUGGAUGACAAAACCCAGGGCAAACUCAAUGUGGAGAUGAAGAAGAUUCAAGUAGUAAAGGGUCUAACAGAAACCAAGGCACAUGAAACAGAGACGGUAACUCUUGAGGUAGAACUUAGCCAGGCUGAUGUUGAAGGCUCCUGGACCAGGGAUGGGGCCAAGUUAAAGUCAGGGGCGAACUGCCGUAUAACAGCCCUGGGAAAGAAACACGCCUUAACGUUGUCCAAUCUCAAGAGGGAGGAUGCAGGAACUAUUGCCUUCCAAGCAGAAGGAGUGCAUAAUUCUGGCAAACUGAUUGUUACAGAACCUCCUUCUAUGAUCUCCAAGCCAAUUAUGGAUAGCAGUGUUCCUGAGAAGGAGAAGGUUACUUUUGAAUGUGAAGUGUCCAGAACCAAUGCAGAUGUUAAAUGGUUCAAGGAUGAUGUGGAACUGAAACCAGGGAAGAACUUUGGCAUCCAUUCCUUGGGCCGAAAGCGCACUUUGGUCAUCAACAAAUGUACACCUGAAGAUGCAGGCACUUACAUCUGUCGCACUACUGAUGAUAACACCUCUGCUAAACUCACCGUUGUUGCCAGAGAUAUUAAGAUUGUUAAGAAGCUGGAGGAUGUGGAAGUGAUGGAGAAGGAGAGUGCUGCAUUUGUCUGUGAAAUCUCACAUGAUGAAGUGGACUGCCAGUGGUAUAAAGGAAGUAUCAAACUCAAAGUCGGUGACAACAUCAAGAUGAGACAAGAGGGCAGAACCUAUGUACUGCUGUUUAGGUCUGUCACCCCAGAAGAUAUGGGGGAGAUUAAAUUCACAGCUGACAAGGCUUCAUCAACUGCAAAACUUAAAGUGAAAGAACUGCCUGUCAAGUUUGUGAAGAGACUCAGGGAUAAGAUAGCGAUGUAUAAGCAUCGUGGUCAUCUUGAAUGCCAAGUGUCACGUGCCAGUGCAAAUGUGAAGUGGUACAAGAACAAGAUGGAGAUCCAACACGGCAAGAAAUACGAGAUCAAAAGUGAAGAUGUGUACCGAAAACUCACCAUCAACGAUGUGGACUCUGGGGAUGAAGACACCUAUACCUGUGACGGCACUGAUGACAAGACAUCCUGUAAACUACUUGUGGAAGAGCAGUCCAUCAGCAUUGUCCGGGAGCUUAGUUCAGUAGAAGUGACAGAACCCUUUGCAGCUGUUUUUGAAGUUGAAAUCAGUAUGGAACUGGUGAAACCUCCUUUAUGGACUCUAAAUGGAGUUGCCGUGCAGGAAAGUGCUGAUAUUGAAAUGGAAAAAGAGGGCACUAUGCACCGUCUCACUUUCAAAAAGACCAAGGCACCGAUGACCGGACCUGUGCAGUUUACAGCUGGGAAGAGUAAAUCUUUAGCCCAGCUCACAGUCAAAGAGCGUCCACUUGAGAUUGCAGAGCCUAUCAAAGAUGUGAAGGCAAAGGAGAAAAGCUCUGCCAUACUCACCUGCAAAUUCUCUGCCUCACCCAAAGAGGUUAAGUGGUUGAAAGGGCCGGUACCUCUAGCAGCGUCAGACAAGUAUAACAUCAAGCAAGAUGCUACAAGGGCUCAACUUACUAUUCAAAAGUUGACUGAGGAAGACAGUGGAGAGUACCGCUGUCAGUCUGGACCUUCUGAGACCAAAGGGACACUUACUGUUGAAGUGCGUGACAUUAAAAUCAUCAAGCACUUGGCUGACACACAGGUUGAUGAAGACAGCGAUGCAGUGUUCUCAUGUGAGAUUAACUAUGCAGAUGAAGUGGCACAGUGGUUUCUAAAUGACAAGGUGCUCUUCACUAAUGAAGUUAACACCAUUACUCAUGAAGAGAAGGUUCACAAGCUCACACUGAGGAACUUGGCACCUCAGGAUGGGGGGACCAUCACCUUUCAAGUCCGCAAGGUGAAAGAAUCUGUGACACUUAAAGUUAAAGAGAAGCGUGCUGUGUUCCUCAAGUCUCUAGAUGAUGUCAUUGGAGAGGAGAAAGGCAUGAUAACUUUGCCAUGCGAGGCGUCAAAGCCCAGGGUUUCUCCAAUAUGGAGAAAAGAAGGUAAAGUCUUGAAGGCUGGAUCAAAGUAUGAGCUCCUUCACACAGGCAAGUCUUUGGGACUGAUCAUCAAGGACAUCACCAAAGAAGAUGCUGGAGAGUAUAGUUGUGAUCUUGGAACUGAGGUUUCUAAAGCAAAGGUCACUGUAAGAGAGUUAAGCAUUGGAAUUACCAAGUGGCUGAAGCCAGCUGAGGUGAAUGAGGGAGAGACUUGUAGCUUUGAGUGCAUCUUAUCUCGUGAGAGCACCGAUGAGUGUUCCUGGACUCUUAAUGGCCAAACUAUCGCAAAUAAAAGCCGCUUCAAAGCCACCAGUAAAGGACGCAGGUACAUUCUAACCAUUAGUGAUGUCACCCCUGCUGAUGCUGGAGAGGUGGUCUUUAACAUUAAAGAUCUGAGCUCCAAAACGACAUUAACAGUUGAAGGCAAAGCUUCAUCUGUGUCUAAAGGACUACAGAAUGUUAGUGCUGUUCAAGAUGAAGAUGCCGUAUUUACCUGUGAGGUAACACAGGCUAGUUCCACUGUAAGGUGGGCCAAGGAAGGCAAAGCCAUCAAAAAGAGCCACAAGUAUGACAUUAGCCAAGAGGACAAAGUCAUGAAGCUGACCAUCCAUAAUGUCUCUGCUCAAGACUCCGGAGAGUACAGUUGUGAAGUUGUUGGAGGUGCAACCACUAAAGCCAAGCUGGAAAUUAAGGAGCCAAUCCAUCAAUUUACCAAAGCACUUAUUGACAGCCAAGCUGAGGAGAAGAGCACUGUGGCCUUGCUAUGUGAGACUGCACAAACCCCAUCCACUGUGAUAUGGCUUAAAGGUCACACAGAGCUCAAGGCUGGAGGUCGAUAUGAGAUGUCCCAGAAGAAGGGGGUCCUAACCCUCACCAUCAAAGACCUGGAGGAGAAUGACACUGAUAUCUACACUUGUGACGUGGGCACUGCCAAGAGCAUGGCAAAGGUGACAGUCAAUGCCCUGCCUGCCAGUUUUAAAGAGAAGCUCAAGAACCAGGAGAAAAAGCAAGGGGAGACUGUGACACUUUGCUGUAAGUUAUCAAAACCUGUAGACUGCGUUCAGUGGAAGAAAGGCUCUGAAAUUCUCAAAGCUGGAGAGAAGUAUGGGAUGAACCUACAGGAAACCUCUUGUGAGCUUCAGAUUAAGAAUUUGGAGGUUGAAGAUAGUGGAGAGUAUUCUUGCAUGUGCGUGGACCAGAAGACAUCUGCAACUGUGAAAGUCAAUGCAUUACCGCCGACCUACAUACAGAAGCUGAAGAGCCAGGAGGCUGAGGAGGGAGCAAGUGUUACUCUGCAUUGUGAGCUCUCUAAACCUGGAGUUGCUGUAGAGUGGAAGAAGGGAACACAGGCUCUGAAGUCUGGAGAAAAGUACCAGAUGAAGCAGAACGCCUCUGUAAAUGAACUCCUGAUCAACAAAGUGGUGCCAGAAGACAGUGGAGACUACAGCUGUGUAUGUGGAGAUCAGAAGACCACAGGCAGCCUCAACAUUAAGGCCCAACCAGUGACGUUCAAACAGAAGCUGGAGAGCCAGGAGGUUGAGGAGGGAGCAAGUGUUGCUCUGCAUUGUGAGCUCUCUAAACCUGGAGUUCCUGUUGAAUGGAAGAAGGGAACACAGGUCCUGAAGUCUGGAGAAAAGUACCAGAUGAAGCAAAACGCCUCUAUGAAUGAACUCCUGAUCAACAAAGUGGUGCCAGAAGACAGUGGCGACUAUAGUUGUGUGUGUGGAGACCAGAAGACCACAGCCAGCCUCAACGUUAAGGCUCCUCCUUCAGCUACUAAACUGGAAUCUAAGAGGCAGGAAACCAAAGAAACAAUGAAAGACAAGAACCCUGAAGUUCUGUUCAUAGCUGAUAAAGACAAGCACAAGAGGAAAGAGAUAUAUGAGACGGUAGAAGCUAUGAAACUGCCAAGUACUGGACAGACUCCUCAACAGCAGCUCCUUGUACAAGAGAUUCAAAGAGAUUCACGAGAGCUUGAAGUGGGAGCUGAAGUUGAAAACACUGCUGCUGGAGUAGCUGCAAAACACAAUACACAGAGGCAGGGGACCAAAGAGCCAAUAGCAGCAGUGAAGCCACCAGAUGCUCCAGUAGCUGUGACAUUACUAUCUAAGGAUUCCAAAGAAGUGAUGGAAGUUACAGCAGAUAAGUCAACUACAUCAGUAGUGACCUCCAGAGUUGAACCUGAGAAGCAGGAAUCCCAAGUUGAAGCCACACCUGUACUAUUCAAAAAGGAGCUGGAAAGUCAAGAAGCCACUGAAGGAGACAAGGCCACCCUGUCCUGCGAGACAUCCAGCCCUGACUGCAAGGUGACCUGGCUGAAGGGCUCAACUGUGCUCACCCAUGGGGAGAAGUACAGUAUGGAGCAGAGAGAUAUCACUCACAUCCUGGUUAUACACAAGCUGAAUGUGAAGGAUAGUGGAGAAUAUACCUGUGACACAGGGGACAAGAAAAGUACAGCUACCCUGACUGUGAAAGAGCAUGUGCGCUUCAUCCGAGAACUCUGCGAUAUCACUGUGACCACUGGGCAGGAUGCUGUCUUUGAGGUUGAGUUGUCACAUUCAGGCGUGACAAAUGUGGAAUGGUGGCUCGGAGACAACCUCCUCCAGAAUAAUGAUCUAAAUCAAAUGACCAGCCAAGGCAGAGUGCACCGUUUGACCCUGAAGAUGGUGACCACAGAUGAAUCAGGGGAUGUUGCCUUUGUGCUGGGAGAAGAGAAGAGUGUGGCUUGUCUUCUGGUGGAGGAAAAACCCAAAGUUUUAAUACUUGAGAAGCCACACAACACUGUGGCAGUAGAGGGCGAAACUGUCACUCUGGCCUGCACCAUCUCUGACGCCAAAGCCAGAGUCACCUGGAUCAAAAACAAAGCGGCCAUCCAAGCGGGUCCUAAGUAUGAACUGAAGAACAACGGAGCAUUCCAUCAGCUUCGUAUCCACAACCUGGUGCCUGAGGACUCAGGAGCGUACACCUGUGACACAGGAGAUGCACAGUGUGACGUCACCUUGACUGUGAAAGGUGCCCCAGUGUUUUUCCGCAAAGAGCUCAAGAACCUGGACACCAUAGAGGGGGAUGAUGUUACCCUAUGCUGCGAGCUUUCUAAGCCGGGUGUUUGUGUCGAGUGGAGAAAAGGAGGCGUUGUCCUCCAGCCCAGUAAGAAGUGUGAGAUGAGGCAGGAGGGGUGCAUUCAAGAGCUCUGUCUUCGGAACCUGGAGCCGGAGGACAGUGGCUACUAUACCUGUGAUGCAGGAGACCAACUGACCACAGCUUCUUUGGCAGUGCAAGUGAAAGAAGUCUUCAUUGUCUGUGGUCUUAAGACCAUCGACGUCUUUGUUGGGGAAUGGGCAACCUUCUCUUGCCAACUGUCUGGUAGGGCACCUGGCAAGGUGCAGUGGUGGCUGGAUGGGACCUUGCUGGAGAACAGCCCCUUUAGUGAGAAUGGGCUGAGCCACGGCCACAUCCACACACUCACCUUAAAGAACCUGGCCACAGAUGAUUCUGGAACUGUUACGUUCAAAGCUGGCAGUUUAACAUCAACAGCCAAGCUCUUAGUCAAAGAUCCCAUAGUUGAAGUGGUGAGCAAGAUGGAGGACCUUCGGGUGCUUGAAAACCAACCAGCUGAGUUCAUCUGCCAGUACUCUAGGCCAGUCAAGGCUCAAUGGAAGAAAGAUGGGCAGCCAUUGCAGCCUGAUGGCCGAAGGGUGGUAGUGGAGCAGGACUGGAAUGUGGCUCGCUUGUACAUUAGCCGUGUGUCCGCUGAGGACAGGGGCACUUACUCCUGUGAGACAGAGGGGACCUGUGCGGUUGCUUCACUUUAUGUGGAAGGCAAACCGAUUAACAUUGUCCAGGGCUUGGAGAAUGUAGAAACCUUUGAUGGAGGGGAAGCGCUGUUUGAGUGUGCCCUCUCUCGUCCUGAGAGCAAAGAUUGCCACUGGUUCCUCGAUGGAAAACCAGUGAAGGAAUCCCCUAAUGCUGAGAUUGUGACAUUUGAGAGCGGUCGUCGUCAUCUGCUCCUGCUGAAAGAGUUGCGAGUGAAAGACAGUUGCACAGUUACCCUCAAAGCUGGCACAGCAUCCACAUCUGCCCAACUCUCUGUCAAAGGCUGGCAGCUGGAUGUUGUGAAGGGCCUUGAGGACAAGGUGGCUGCAGUGGGAGAGAAGGUUGAGUUUUGUGUUGAGCUCACCGAGCCUGUCCCUUCAGCAGAAGUAGCCUGGUAUGCUAAUGGAGUUGAGAUUAAGUCCAGUGACCUCUGGGCUAUGAGGGCUGAUGGCUGUUCUUAUCGCCUUGUCCUGAGACAGGCACCUCUUUUGCCUCAGCAAGAAAUUACAUUUGCUGCUAGAGAUGCUCUCUCUUUGGCCAAGCUCACGAUCAUCACUGUACCUGAUCCUCCCGAGGACCCAGAGGUCCUCAGUAAGACAGACAAGUCUGUCACCCUCUCUUGGUUCACUCCUCUACAUGAUGGAGGGAGUCCCAUUCUGGGCUACAGGGUGGAGAUGCGGCUGGUAGACAGUGCGCUCUAUCUUCCAUGUCAUUCUGAACCUGUGUGCAACACAGAGUUUGUGGUUGAAAAUCUUAUCCCAGGGAGUGGUUACAGGUUUAGAGUGGCAGCCCUCAACAAAGCUGGGAUUGGAGAGCCUGUUGAGUUGCCCCAGACUGUGCAGCUUGGUAAAAAGGCAAAACAGGUUGAGACUGAGAUGAUGGGGCAACCCAGUCUGCCUCCAGAAGCUGCUGAAGAGGGUGAUGUCCAUGAGCUUUGGGAGGAAUCGGCCAAGAAACGGCGCAUGAGUCGAGAACCCACUUUGGACUCCAUCACUGAACAACCUGAAGAAGACGGUAAAAGUGGUAAAAAAAAAUCAGGACAGAAAGAGCUGAAGGCCUCAGAGAAAGUAGAGAUAAAAUCAGUAGAGGAGCAGGCCAUUGCAUCUAAGAAGCAGACAGAGUCUAAAUUGUACACCAGCUCUGAGGAUGAGUCAGUUCCUGGGGGUUCAACGCUUGUCUCCUACCUCAAGAAAAGCAGUGUGUCUACCGUUACAGCGUCCAAUGAGGCAGAGACUCUGACUACUGAGAGGUUCUUUGCACAUUUCCAGACGACAGAGCAGAAAUCAGGGCAGCAGACUAAAGUGGAAACAACCACAAUUCAGCAGACAGAUGCAAAACAGGUGUGUACAGGGGAGAGUAACAUCAUGGAGAUCAGUAAAGAGGAUGAGCCUGAACUCAGAGAGGCUGCCAUUAAGAUUCAAGCUGCCUUCAAGGGCUUCAAAGCCCGCAGGGACAUGCGCCCUGUCUUUAAAGAGGUCUUUAAAGACCAGACCAAAGAACCUAAUGGCACCAUACAUCUAGAAUGUGUUGUAGAAGGUAAACCUGAAAAGGUGCGGUGGUUAAAGGAUGGAGAACCACUGACCGAUGGCAAGCACCACCAUAUUGAUAUCUACAAUGAUGGUAAUUGCUCACUGGUCAUCCCUGCCAUUACCACAAAGGACACUGGGGUUUACAUUUGUGAGGUCACUAACAAGUUUGGAGUUACUUCUCAUAGUGGUAAGGUCACAGUAGGAACAGCAAGAGAAUCAUCUGGGCGACGGCCAUUGACCGUGGGCUACAGUGCCGACAGUGAGCCUGAUAGCUCCUCAGGAAGUGAGAUGGAUGAGUCAUUAAGGCAGGCAAGCAGACGUCUCCGGCGCCUGUUGCGCACACGCCUCCCACCAGAUGUUGAGGAAGAACCAUUUCUCAGCGCAGAUGAGGGAGACCUUGGUCCUCCCGAUCCUCACUCUUAUCGGGAGGACGACAGUUUCAUCUACAUUCGCUUUGACUCAAAGGCAGAGGCUGUGGUUGCCUCAAAGAGGUUCCAGGAGAUGUUUACAAUCAGUGGGGUUCCUGUGGAGACCACAAUCCUGGAGGCAGGGCCGCUUAAAGUGGAACUACGAAUUAGAAAGAUGGGCUACACGCAAGAUGGUACACAGACCCCCACACAAGAUAGACAGCCUCCUGCCUUUAUGGCUGGAGCCCCCGCUGCCCCAGUUUUCUUGACAGAGCUACAAAGUCAGGAUGUUCCAGACGGUUAUCCAGUCAGCUUUGACUGUGUUGUAAUUGGCAAGCCCCCUCCAACCAUUCGCUGGUAUAAGGACGGAAAAUUGCUGGAGGAGAAUGACCAUUAUAUGAUCAAUGAAGACCAGGAGGGCUGCCACCAACUCAUCAUUACCACUGUGCUGCCCACUGACAUGGGUGUCUAUCGUUGCACAGCUGAAAACAGUAGCGGCAUUGCAGCUACUAAGGCUGAACUCAGGGUUGACAUGUCUUGCAGCUCAGAUUAUGACACUGCUGCUGAUGCCACUGAGACAUCUUCCUAUGUCAGUGCCAAGGGCUACAUGUCCAGGGAAACUGAGACAUUUGAGUCGGUGGCUGAAGAUGAUCAGCUACCACAAGUCGUGGAUGAGCUUCAUGAUGUUCAUGUCAGUCCAGGUUCACCUAUUGCUAAGAUGCAGCUCAAAAUAAAGGGCUUCCCCAAACCCAGAGUAUACUGGUUCAAAGAUGGCCACCCUCUGCGACCUUCAAAAAGGAUUCUGUUGCUAGCACAGAGAGAUGUUCAUGGAGUGGAGAUCCUGGAGGUGAAGAAAGAAGAUAUGGGAGAGUACUCUGCUUACAUCAGCAACGUAGCUGGUUCUGCUUACUCCUCUGCCCGCCUGAUAGUUCUGAAUCCAGGGGAGAUGAUGCCACAAGAUAAACGAGACCCCAAGGUGCCUCUGGUGCCACCCCGCUUCAUUGAAAGGUUCAGCAACAGAAAGGUGAAACAAGGAGCCAGCAUCACUCUUUCUGUCAAAGUAGAAGGAUCUCCUCCUCCUAUGGUCUCCUGGCUAAAAGAGGAAUCAAUGGAAGAUGUCCUGUGGAUCAAGCCGGAUACUAAGGGAUACAAAAUAGCAAGCUCUGGGCGCCAGCACAGCCUCAUCUUGAUGGACGUGGGCACAGAAUACACUGGCACAUACACCUGCAUUGCCACAAAUAGAGCAGGACAAUCCAUCUGCACUGCCCACCUUGAGGUCGAUGACAUACCACAACCAAAAAAAGAGACCAAAGCCUCAGAGGUUCUUGGAAUUACAGUUAGUCCUCCUGAAGAGGAAGCUGGCAGAGGAAAAGAGGGUAAAAUGCCUUACCUAGGUGAAGUAGGUACAGAGGAAUUCCUCAUGAAACUCACCUCCCAGAUCACUGAAAUGGUAUCAGCAAAGAUUACCCAAGACAGUUUACAGAAUCAGGAAGUGCUCCAGUGGAUGAAAUCUUGGCCCAAAACUACCACUUCAUUACGCGUACCAGGUGUCGACAGUGAUGAUGAGACCAAGACUCCUUCUCCAUCACCUCAUCAUGGUCGCUCUCGUCCUCCCUCUCUCAUUGCUGACUCUUCAUCUGAGUCUGAUGAGGGGGAUGCCAGGGGAGAGAUGUUUGACAUCUAUGUGGCAACGGCUGACUACAACCCCACCAAAGCAAGCAAAGAAUCCAUCUCUCUAAAGGAGGGACAGUAUGUGGAAGUUUUGGACUCAGCUCAUCCACUCAAAUGGUUAGUCAGGACCAAACCCACCAAAACCACACCAUCCCGCCAAGGUUGGGUCUCACCUGCCUACCUGGACAAGAAACUCAAACUCUCUGCUGAUACGAGUGACCUUCCAGAGACAAGUGUAGAGGAGGUGUCUGAGGGUGAAUACAAGAGGAAAUUAUUCCAACUGAUCCAAGACCUGAUAAAUGGUGAAUCACAGUUUGUAAAAGAAGUAGACUUCUUUACAUCCCAUCACAUGAAGCACGCAGACAGCCCUGAUGCACCGCCUGAUGUCAGCAGCCAAAAGGAAGCCAUAUUCAGGAACAUUGAUGAUAUCAAGUCCUUCCAUAGCAAGGCAUUCCUCCCAAAGUUGAACGACUGUGACACAGAUGACGAUGUAGCCAUGUGCUUCCUGAAGAACAAGGACGGCUUCGAGAAGUACCUCCAGUAUCUUGUUGGUCAGAGUCAAGCUGAAUCUGCUGUCAGUGACAAGGCUGUUCACAGCUUCUUUAAGGAGUACACAGAGAAAGUACAAGCCAGUGCAGACCCUGCAGAUCCCCCUGUACGCAGCAUCAACGCCAGCCUCCAACAACCACUGGAGAGGAUUCAGAAGUACAAGGCCAUCCUCAAGGAGCUCAUCCGAAACAAGGCAAAAAAUGGCCAGAACUGCUGCCUACUGGAAGAAGCUUAUGCCAUGGUGUCUGCACUCCCUCAGCGCUCUGAGAAUACCCAUCAUAUAUCCAUGAUCGAGAACUAUCCUGCCACACUGGAAGUAUUAGGAGAGCCAAUGAGACAGGGACCCUUCCAAGUGUGGGAAGGGGCUCCAGGAAUUAGGACGUCCUCUAGAGGUCACCACCGGCACGUCUUCCUGUUUAAGAACUACUGUAUAAUCUGCAAACCGAAGAGAGACAGCAACACUAAUACACAAGCAUAUGUCUUUAAGAACAUGAUGAAGUUGAAUAACAUUGAUGUGAAUGAGACAGUGGAGGGUGACGACCGUGCCUUUGAGAUCUGGCAUGAACGCGAGGACUCUGUGAGGAAAUAUACCUUGCAGGCCCGAACUGUUAACAUCAAGAACUCGUGGCUGAGAGACUUUAGAGAACUGCAGCAGCGAUACAGCAUGCCUGCAUGGAGUCCUCCUGACUUUGAUGAAAUUCUGGCAAACUGCACAGCAGAGCUGGGGCAGACUGUUAAGCUGGCCUGCAAAGCCACUGGAGUACCCAAACCUGCCAUCACUUGGUAUAAGGAUGGACGUACGGUGGAGGCAGAUCCUCAUCACAUCAUCAUUGAGGACCCUGAUGGUUCCUGCACACUGAUCUUGGAUAACAUGACAGCAGAUGACUCCGGACAGUAUAUGUGCUUUGCCUCAAGCUCGGCUGGCAAUGCCAGCACUCUUGGCAAGAUCACUGUACAGGUGCCUCCUCGUUUUGUGAAUAAAAUGAGGAAUGCUACAUUUGUUGCUGGUGAGGAUGCUCAGUUCACCUGUGUCAUACAGAGCGCCCCCAACCCCAAGAUCAGGUGGUUCAAGGAUGGCAGGCUGCUGACUGACCAGGAAAAGUAUCAGACCUACAGCGAGCUCCGCAGUGGGGUUCUGGUCUUGGUAAUAAAAAACCUGACAGAGAGAGACCUGGGACACUAUGAGUGCGAGUUGUCCAACCGUCUGGGCAGUGCCAAGUGUGCUGCUGAUUUAGUUCCACCCUCUGCUGUGGCUCGCACUGGUGAGCAGGCCAUCACUAUUGAAGUUACUGAGCAGGAGACUAGAAUACCAAAGAAAACCAUCAUCAUUGAGGAGACUAUAACCACUGUGGUGAAGAACCCACGUAUGAGGAGACACAAGUCCCCUGGCUUGACUGUUGCUGGAGCCCACCGCUCGGAGACCUCCACCCCAGAGUCCCCCACAGCCAGGCCGAGGAGGAUGCCGACUCCAAGAAAGACCACCAUCCCAACCCUCUAUGUUACUGAGCCCCAAGGUGCUGGAGCCAGGGCCAUGGAGAGCAAGCCCAGGUGGGUUGAGGUAGAGGAGGUCAUUGAGUAUAAGGUCAAUAAAUCUCCCAGGCUGCCCAGGAGGAGAGGUAUCUCACCGGCAGGGUCUGAUCGUGCAACCACUCCUUCAAGACCCAAAAGGUCUCCGCCGGAAAACCCAAACGCUAACAAUUCCAACAACAAGCUGGUAGAGCAGGCCCAGCUGCAGGGAGACGUCAGUAGCCAGCCGCUCUCCUGGGAUGAAGAGGAGGGCAAUGUUUCCUCUGAUUCUGUCUCUGGAGUCACUGGAGAGCCACAUGAGCUCUCAUCUGUCCUCACUCCAGCUAGAGAGGACAGCGAGGACCCGGAUGAUGAACAAACAAUCAUCUUUGAACCCGAUGAUGAAGAUGAUGAUGACCACAACUCACUUGGAAAGCAGGAGCCUAAGAUUCUGACACAAGGAGGCCGUGUUCUGACCCUUGAAGACUUGGAGGAUUACGUCCCAGAAGAAGGAGAGACUUACGGUUCCUCCAGCACACACAGCCCUGCUGCGGAAAAGCCCUGUGAGAUCUCUGUGCUCCAGAGGGAGAUCGGCGGGUCCACAGUUGGACAGCCGGUGCUCCUCAAUGUGGGGCGGCCUGUCGUGGUCCCGAGGCAGAGGAGCGGCUUCUUCAGCCGCUUCAGGGAUCAUCUCUCCAGCAACCUUUUCUCAUCUGCAGUCCCCCAAGCCAGCGAAGCCCAGUCCAGGACGGAAAGGCAUGUCCCCAUCCAAGUGAGUCACGCAAAACUGGAAGUGAAGCCUUCAUACUGCUCAGAGGUGCAGAGAGUUGAGGGUGGGCAGCGGAGCUUUAAAACUAAAGUGUCAACUCAGACCUACGGCUACACGUCAGUGGGCAACCCAGUCACUCUUCAAAUUAGUGAUAACCUUUAUCAGAACCAAUAGUAACAACUACCAAAGUAUAGUUUAAUGUGGUACCACAAACCCUCUUAGUCUUAAAUGGGGACAUUUCUACUUACAUGAUAAAUAAGACAUAUCCUAACCUGAAGUAUAUUUACUGCAUUUGACAAACCAUUCCAUUUUGAAGCUGCCUUUCAGAAAAUAGGCUCGUCCUCUGAGUCUUUUUCUUGACAAAUGGUUAUAGUCAGAUGGCCUCUUUAGAUUAAGCGAGUUGGAAAAUAUAGGCAUAAAUAUGUCACUGUAAGCAUGUAUUAGUCCCAACCUGGUCUGUUAUACUUGCUUUAUGACAUAUGGAGUAUGUGUUGUACAAUAUACAUGGGGGACAGUAAAAAAAAGGAAAUUAAGGUUUGACAUUUUACUAAAGAACAAUUUUGUCAUCUUUUGUUGAGCUAAAUUCUAUUUAAAAAAAAUUACAUCAUGUUUCAACUCAACACACCUUCACAAAAUCAUGAACCUUGACCCACCAAUAUUAACUGAUCCAGGCAUUAUCCUCAGUGAUGACCUCUGCUAUAUACACAAACAAAUAUUUAUACAGUAUAUUUAGGUAUAUUUAUUUUUUCGGUUACACUUUUGUACCUUUUUAGAAAUGUUACCUUUGGCACUUUAGCAGUGCUAUAGAUUCCUGGCGCAGCAAAUGCUGGAGCUGGAAUGACUAUUAGUGAUAUCAUGUUUCUAGUUCAGAAUUUGCUAUGAGUUCAUUUAAAUAUGCAACAGUUCUGAUAUACAAUUAACAACAGAACUUUGGGGAUUGUUGUGGUCCAUGGGCUGUUUAAGUUUCAUCAAAGACGUGCGGUCAAAAUACAGCCAGUUUGGCAAAAUCACAGAUUGGUUCUCUACUACUUUGGUUGUUUGUGAAUAAUUUGUUGGUGAGCAGCUUGAACAAACAUGGCCUUUCUACAAGCAAAGAAUGUGGAAAGUGAACCUGUUUCACAUCCGAUCUCUGUGUUUGACUGAAUUUUUAUCAUUUAUUAUUGUUGUGAAAGAUGUUUUUACCUUUAAUUGAAUGUUAUGCUUAGCUUUAUAGACAUUUUUGUGGAUGUUAAUGCAGUGAAAUCACCUGUGAAUUCACAGGAUCUCACAGGGUCAGUCAUAUGUUAGUGAUGUUUAGAUGAGUGACUGCAUGUAUUUGCUUUUCCAAGGCAGUGUGUUUAUCCAGUGUAACCACAUCUGUAAUGUUGUAUUUGAUUGCAAGCAAAUGUUUGUGCAAAGUACUUGAGCUCACAGAAUUUACUACCUUUUCAAUUUUAAACGUGACUACAGUUUAGUAACUGCUUACUUAAAGAUUUGUGGUGUUUGUGUUGUUUUUAAAGGUUGUUUAGUCAGUUACAAGGAUCAUGUUAUGUAUUAAUAUUAAAGCACUAACCGAUUGUAAUUGCUUGUACUGUACAUGUGUAGUUUUUGGGAAACAUGGUUGAGUACUAAGUGUUAAUAAAUAGAUGUACUGCAAAUAAUAA